GUGAGCAACAGGAGAUUGAGAAACUCCUGUGAUUGCUGCACCCAGCUGAAGUUGAAAUGCGAUCAACAGAAGCCUUCAUGCAACCGCUGUAUACAACGCAGACGAGAAUGUGUAUACAGUCAGGUUCGAAAGGCGGGGAGGCCUCCCAAA
Molecule: messenger RNA, 150 nt
Organism: Colletotrichum navitas
Lineage: Eukaryota; Fungi; Ascomycota; Sordariomycetes; Glomerellales; Glomerellaceae
Exons: 1
Biological process (GO): regulation of DNA-templated transcription
Molecular function (GO): zinc ion binding; DNA-binding transcription factor activity, RNA polymerase II-specific
Source: RefSeq, a predicted model, not a curated record